AUGCAUCAACCAUCUACAAGCCCUACUUCUGAGCUUGAGAUGCUACUUAACUCUACAACCCCCAGAUCUCAGCAUUCACAAACAAGAAAGAAUAAUGAUGAGCUUACACAAUAUCUAGAGAGAGGUCUUGUUUAUACUCCUCCAAGACUCUUCUGGAAAGAGCAUGAGCUUGAAUUUCCAGCACUAUCAAGCCUUGCUCGGGAUAUCCUUUCUAUCCCAGCUAGUGGUGCUGGUGUUGAGCGCCUCUUUAACUCUGCUCGUGAUAUCUGUCAUUAUCGUCGAGGAAACCUCAAAUCUGAUACAAUCAAGGAUCUGAUGAUGUAUAUGUGCACAUCAAAGUUUGAGAUUAAACAAGAGGAGCUAGAUUUGAUAAAAGAGUAUCUCUCAGCUGGUGAAAUUACAGGCAUUGAGGAGGAAAAAGCCCUCUCUCAGCCCCAGGAAGAUUUGGAACCAAUAAGCGACAAUGAGGAAGAUGAUAUACUAUAUAACUCACAGCCUGCAGCACCUAGUGAGCGUGCCCUAGGGAAACGAUGCAGAAGCAUUUCUUCUGAGCCAAGGGAUGAGAUAGACCAUGAGCUUGAUGAUGAUGAUGGUGAUCAUCCUCUACCUAAUAUACCAGAAGAAAAGAGUAGUAUGCAGGCACGUUCAAGAAGAGUUCGGAAACAGCCAAAGAUGCCAGCUGGCUUUGAAAUUGAUAGAUACUAG
Molecule: messenger RNA, 705 nt
Organism: Aspergillus chevalieri
Lineage: Eukaryota; Fungi; Ascomycota; Eurotiomycetes; Eurotiales; Aspergillaceae
Exons: 2
Coding region: 1-705 (234 amino acids)
Molecular function (GO): protein dimerization activity
Source: RefSeq, a predicted model, not a curated record